AUGGUGCACAUUGUUGGUGCAGUAAAAGAGCAGCUGCGGGUGAGCCAGAAGGAGCAUUCCGUGGCUGCACUUGAGCAGGCCUUCAAUACUCUGCAAGGGUUGGAAUUAGGGAAGGCCUCUGGAGAAUUGUCAUCGCCGAAUGUCUUUAGCGAGUUAUAUAUACUCUGUUGCGAGGCGGCGAUGGCGUUGGAGGUAUGGGGUGUGGCAGAGAGUUGCCUUAAAAACUUCAUGGGGAAGCGGGCGCCGACGAAGGCGUUGGAUGCGCGGGCGCUGUACUGUGAGGGCCUUCUCGGCCUACACGGCAUUCCCAGCUCCUCCCGAGGCAGGGAGAAGGUGACGCUGCACUUGCGUUGUGCCACCAAAAUUGUGACUGGGAUAAAAAUUGCGCUGGAGGAGUGGCCGAAGGAGGCACACACGCUCACUGCUGGUGUGGAGCACUUGUGGCUGGCCAUUCGUGACCUCUUCAACCCGGGGACAUUUGAUAGCGUGGUGGAUAUCGCGGCCUUUGUCGUUGCACUGCAUGAGAAGCUUGGCAUAGGAGGGCCGUUUUCUCAGCUUCAGUGGAUCACGCGGUAUGCGGGGUGUCUUCGCGGGGUUGGUCGCCAUCAAGACGCGGUGACGCAGCUGUCGACAGCCUCGGAGAUUGUCGCAAAGGUGGGGUCGGAGCGGCUGCAGCUUCAAUUUUUGCGUGUGCAAAUUGCCUUCUGGUCCAACCUGUCAGGCACCCGUUCGAAACAGGACUACACAAAGCCUGUCCUGCAGGCUCUCUACGUGGCGCAGUCGUUUUUCUGUGGUAUUACAGAUGAGAAUAGUGCGACGGCGGAACUUGUUGCUGCCCAUGAAAAACUGCUCCUUGAUCCAGAGAAGAAGGAGACAAAACUGAGGAGUCGCAAGGGAAUGGAGGCUGAAAUCACUUUCAGUGACCCGGCGCUAGUAAUGGACGUUCUUAGCGAGGUGGUGCUUGGACUUGCGUUAUGUGGGGCGGACGAGGUAUGCAAGGUAAGCUUACCGAAGCUGCUUCAAAGUGAGAGCGUUCGUCCCCGCCUUUUUGGUGAAUUUGCUCAGGCCAUUUUGCGUGCCCGCGCAUGCGGUUCUCUGGGCGCCGCCAAGGCGUUGGAUGCCAGCUACCUCACCAGAACCAUGGCAGAUGCCUUGUUUACCUGCAUCAAGGCUGUGGAAGGGACGAUGGAUAGUGCCCGCAUGAUUGAUGACUCUUCCGAACAUGCGUAUACACUGCAAGUCGGAUGCGUUAUUUUAUGGAAUCUAUGCCUUCCCCUUCUGCAGCCAGAGACACGUAGAAAAUUGCGUCUUACCUUGAAGCGCAUCAUGUUGUUGCUGACACAUUAUGGAUCGAAUUUGACGGCACUGCUUGUGCACGUGGCGUAUGAGUCGAGCCUAAUUGAGUUGGAGGAGGACAACCCAGCCUCUGCCAUUGAGCAGUUGGAUCGGGCACUUGCACUGAACUACUGCGUCGUUAACGCGGAGGGCAACAUGGUAUUCCCCAUGGAUUUUGCGCUACUUUGCCUGCGGCGACGAUGUGUGGUGCGGAAGGCCAUUGACAGCAGCGUUUUCUCUGCGCAGGAGGAUCAAGUUAUCCACCUCAUUGAACAGGCUCGAACCUCGGGCUCCGCGUCUAAUCGGCUUGUGCUCUUGCAAUCAGCCGUGACAAAGCUCCCGCCGCUAGGCCAGCUGUUGGAUCCAGGUACCCUGGUAAUGGAAAAGCAUCCUCCAUUGCGGGAGCGCUCAAAAGGGGCUCGUGCGAAAAGACACCCCGUUAUUGUUGAAUCAUCUGGUGAACCAGCGCCGCGGGUCAUUACAAACCCACUGGCUGCUAACAUUUACUAUCUCCUCCUGAAGGAGGCCAAGGAGGGAAAUAGUUCAGCUAUGCGCCCCAUCAUCGAAAAGGUGGCAAGUAGCCUAACUCAAAUUGAUGUGAUUAAUGAAACAGAGUCCAGAGACUUACUUGUUAUAAAGGCAGAGGCACAUUUGAGCAUGGCUGAGAUUUUGGCUACAACCGAUAGGAAGUCCAUUAGGGUGAAGCGGGAUUCUACAGCAGAUGCCAUGUCUCACAUCUCUGAAGCCGCAAAGAUUAGUAUUAAGCUGUGUGCGGCUGGUUACAGAGAGGAGUGGAUUGCUGUAAAUGCAUGUCUGUCGCUGAUUAGCUGGUAUUCCGAGAUGUUCCGCAAUGGAUUGUUCCUUCCUACUACAGUGGCGCUUGGAGAGCUGUAUGCGGCGCUCAAUCAAACCCAUGUUGAUCCCAAUAGAGAGUACAAGCUCUUCCAUGAUAUUGGUUUUGGUUACAUUAUGUCUAUUUUGCAAUCAUACAUCGCAUCUAAAGGUGAAGUAAACGAAGAGUUGGGUUGUGACACCUUGGCGGAGACACUGCGAAAGACCUUCUUAUACCCCCUCUGUGAGGCUGGUAACUCCAUGCUUCGGCAAGCAGGAGAGGUCUGUCGUGAGGUGAUGGGGAAGUGGCAGUUGCCAUCACAGAGGAAAAUGUUUUGUUUACUGGAUGCAUGCAUUCAUCGUCUACUUGAGCGAAACCCAGAGGAUUCCCAUCACCCACAGGAACAGUUGCUAAUUUUGCUUGGGAGGCUAAAUGGUCCCAUGCCAGUAGAGGAGAAGCGAACUUUGGUUAACAAGGAGGCUCUGGAACUACUCCGCACAGAUCCCUCCGUGGAGUUAUGUGGACGCCUUGCAACACACAGCAUCCAAGUACCAGACAAUGAGCGGGUUACACUGGAGCUGUGCCGCAUUGCAGACCAGCUGUACCAGAAUGGGAAACUUGGGUGGGGUACCAAGUCUCCCAUCACCAGCCACACUGGUAAAGAGAAAGGUCAUGCGUCUAAUACAGCGCCUUUCUCUGCCGUCGCUAGCGGAGGCGUGUUCCCCAAACCGUCGGAGGAUGACUGGUACUGGUAUGCGGAAAUUCUGCUUCAUCAGGCGAAUGUGCUUGGACGCUUGGGAAGUGGCCUUGAGCGGUCCAGGCGGAUUGAUUUGGAAAAGCAGGUUCUUGUAGCCAUCACCAACAGUGCUAUUGCAGCUUCUCACGGCCCAGUGUCUACACGUGUAUCACAGAUAACGGAGGCUUAUCAUGCUUUUUGUUGUGCCGCAGGAUCGUUGAGUGGGGCCUUGCGUCCGCUGCUUUUUACAAGCCUUCGUAUAUUGCUUUCACCAUCCUUGUUGUCCGUGGCUUUGUUGUCUUCGCGUGGGGGCGGGGGCAACAGGGACGGUGAAGGUCUUGCAGAGCGGGAUGCGGUAUCGUCGCUCAUUACGACCAUGGCUGCCAUUUUUCUCUCAGGUCUGUCGGAACAGGGUGCUUAUGAGGAAGGAAUAAAAGCACUAAGGGAUCUUCUUGCUGUGCUGCCGGCGAAGUACCAUAAGUUGUUUCGGACGUAUGAGGCCCAAUUUCGCUCCAAUCUGGGGCUUCCUACGGCGCAGUUGGUCAACAAAGUCAAGGGCGGUGAUCCUGAAAUUGAGGCGGCGGUGCGCAUUGCCAUCGCGAAGAACGCCAAAAGCAUUGCAGAUAGUACAAAUGGUUGGAUGCAGGCCAUUGAGGUUUUGCAAUGCAAACCUCUUCAAAGGGCAGAGGCACUUAUUCAAAUGUCGGAAUGGAUGACCAUUCGUAAUGCAGUUUCCAGACGUGAGCUUAUAACCCUGCUACUUUCUGCCUUGGACUCUGUAGAGCGAUUCAGCGAUUGCCAAAUGUAUCGCUCUUCUGAAGAAAGCGUGCGGGAGGGAUCGGUGUGGAGUCUGCGGCAGAUGAUGACGUCUUCGUUGGCUGGACGCACCUUUCUCUACUUGGAUGCAGCCUCCACGCGCUCUGGAACAGGCUCCACUGGGGUUGUAGGUGAACUGUCCUCUCUCCGCGAGACCAUGACCGCGAUUCGGAUUAUGUAUCUUCUUUUUGUGGUGGCGCCGGAGAAACCCCUUGACGGGCAUCAAUUUGCCAUCUGUAGGCGUUCGUGUGCCUCUACAAUUCUUCAUUACGUCUUCUGCAUGUGGAGCAUUGUCUCGGCUCUUAUACCGCCCAAAGACACCGAUGCAGAGGAUGGCCUGAAACAUCAUCCAUUGGAACUCCCAGAAGAAUUUCACGCAUGGCAAGGCUUUUCCGCGGAUCCACAUCAUGUAGAUUUUAUUCGCCUUUCAUGCCCAGAUGACGCCUCACACAAUACAGAGAAGCUUUGGGGAAUGCUAUUUGAUGUGUGUGAAUUUCUUGUAGAAGAACAUUGGGAGCCGUUUACCUUUAUGAUCUUUAGUUGGAUUGAAUUUGCCGCAACUUGGCGAUAUGGGGCUUCUGAUCCGCGUACUAUGGUUGUUAUCCGUGCGAUUCGUUGCAAGUGCCAGUUGGCGGGCGCACGCAGUGGAUGGGGAGGUUCAUGUAGCAUGUAUCACGUGGAGGUGCCCACAGCCGAGUAUUGGUCGAGCAUUCAGGAACUACUUCUUUCAGCAGAUGCUCCACCAACCUCGUUACCCCGAUCGAAUGGAAUAGUGUGCUUUACGAGUUUUAGAGCCAGCGCCUGCUAUUGUGUCUUGAGCGAGGCGGAGGAUCUCUUUCUUCUUGGACGGGUGCAGGAGGCGUUACAGUGGAGCGGAAGGGUGCUGCCUUGUGCAAUGCAUGUGGGCAAUAUCGAUGCUGUGGUGCGUUGUCACCUGUUGGAGGCGCGUGCCCGCAUAUUACGGGGUGAGGGGGUUUCUGUGGUCACGCGUCUGCGUGAGCUUGAGGAGGAGUUUAGCGGUAUCACGUUUCGAUUAUGGACAACACUGAACUUGCUGCGGUUUGAAGCCUUACUUAGUUGCGGGCAGGUGAACGAGGCCAUCAGUCUUGCGAGGGAGCUGCCGCAAGCUCUCUCGCUCCGUGUGAAGAAGAUUGCUGCUGACGGCCUUGCUGGAGAGAUCGCAGCGGAUGUAUUAAAAGAUUGUAACAGAAGAGCACUGCAUGGGUUUGCCCAGCAGCUCGUGGCGCUUCUGCAUCUUCCUUGUCAUCGCUUUUGUUGGCCAGGGGAGAGCGAGGAGGCUGCCAGAAGUUAUCUCGCAGAGAUGGCCGAGCAGCUGCAGAGAAUGGAGGAUUGGAAGAGUCGAUCUGUUGCGCUGCGUGUCCGGCGGAGUUUGCAUCCUUCGGUGGAGGAGGUGCUCUCAAGCAUGGACGUGGAAAAGGGGAAAGAACUACUGAUGCUCUUGUACGCGGAGUACUGUGAGGCUUUUCAGGUGACCGAGUUGAUUCGCAGUGAGAUGAAUGUGGUGACACCUCUUUCCUUGUACACAAAAGAAUUUGCUACCCAUCCCAGCAUUGUGAAGGCCUAUGACGAGGUGUUGUUUAUGCGGGCUCAAAAUUGCCUGGAGCGAGAGAUGUUGAAAGACUUUUUACUCCUGCACUACGAUCAACUGUCGAUGGAGCAGCUUGGCAUACCGACAGGGGGACCGAAGGAGUUGGAUGCCUCUGUUCUUCAGUACAUGCGAGACCCCGCGGCAUACGAGAAGCGUAGAAAUAGUAUGGCUCCUGAGUGCGGCCAGGAAACAUCAGAGGGAGCCUUGGACGAAGACGUUAACCCACACACAGAUGUGGUGUGUGCGCUAAAUCACUUUGGCAUCUCACAGGCGCAUGUGGAGGGGGCAAGUAGUAUGGAGGCUGAGGCCAUGCUGCUUCGCGUCGUAGACGCCGAUGGAGUGUGUACGCCAGUGCAAAUGGAGGCUGUUAUCUGUGCCUCUCUAGCCGAGCUGCAUAGACGGCUGAAGGCACUUUGCCAAGCAGAGGACGCUAAGCGGUCUGCAAUAUCAACAGUGACGACGCGCGCCGAGGUGGAAGCGUGGGCGUGUUCCCGUGGGAACGACACAUUAACAGAGAAAUGGCGUUUUCCAAUCCCGGUGAUGGAAGAGCUCACUGGCGGUAAAUCAGGUCGGAAGACAAUGUUACCGCUGCGUGGAAGGUCGAGGAGGCCAACUGCCACGGAGCCACAAGUACUGGAGGACAAACCUGUGAAUCUCUGGGUGGAUGAAAACAGCAACUUGCCCUCCAUGCUUCAACUUGGUGCCAAACAUGCUUUACGUUUAUUGGAAUACAAGGAGUUGGCAAAAUGCUACAUUGGUAUGGCGCAUGAUCUGACCCUCUCUGGCAGCCUUUGUGCCGCUGGGACCGCCAUUGAAUGCUCUCAGGCGGCAAAAAUGUGUGGCUUCCUGCUGGAUAUUCAGUCGGCGCUGCUUCAAAGUUCACCUGAAAGUAAUUUGAUUCGAUUUAUAGAAAAUAUGAAGUUGAAUACGCCUUUUCUCCUUAACACACCUGUCUUUGACACUGUACGUGGCGUUUUGAUGAGUACCUCCAGCAUGCUUAGCUACUUUGAUCGUGCGCUUGAGUGGCCUGUAGAGCCAAAUAAACCGAAACCACUUGCUUUAGAUUUUUGUGCCCUUAGCGUGGUGCGGGAGGAGUGCACCCCAUACUUUCUAGUGGCCCUGCGCUGUCCAGAUGGUGAGGUGUAUAGUCGCAGAGUGCAGCUGGAUGUCCACUCCCUGCUAGAGUGCGGCGACGAGCUUGAGAGCCUCAAGCAGCUUAAAAAAGAUGAAAUCAUCAAGCAGAAUGCUACGAGGAAAACUUCUCUGGAGGGAAACAGUUCUUUUCUUUUACAGUCUCUUUUGUAUCGACUUCAGGAUCUGGCGGCUCCUUUGUGGGCGGAUUUUAACGGCAUCAUUGGCUGGCUCGCACCUAAGUGCCAUAUCUUUCUCUGCCUGGACCCCAUUCUUCAGUUGCUGCCGCUGGAGCGACUGCCAGUGUUCACACAAUUCUUGUCGAUUCAGCGUGAGCUGUCAGUUGCUCAUAUUCGGCAUAAACUGUUGAUUCGUAGCGGGAAGCCAUCCUCCAGCGGAAGCCUCUUCAUCGUGGACCCACUUGGGGAGCAUGAGACGUCGCUGCAGGCUCUGUUUGGCCCAGAGACGCGUCCAAAGGCAGCCACAAGCGAAAUUAUUUGCUCGAAAAGGGAUCCCAACGGUGCGUUGUGUAACCCUUCGCCAUUGUGUGUGCGUCAAGCGUUAACCGCAGCCAGACACAACACGCUUCUUGUCGACGUCUGCGGUAGUUUUACAGACCUUUUGAACCCACGGACCCUGGUGGAGCUUAAUUUGGACCACAUGAUUGCGGCCCUUGUAGCGGAGGGCACCAAUGAUAGUUCCCUGCGCCGUGAACAGAAGGGACGUAUGAUCAAGACGACAUUAAACCUCUUUUACGAGCGGCAAUCCAUUGUAUCCCUCCUUUUUCUGUCGCGUGGUGUGCAGUACUUUUGUAGUAAUGUCUUUCUCCCACUUUCUCCAGAGGAAUGCGAUCUCGUCUGCCGCCGCUCAUUGCCUGCUAUUCUUGGUGGCGGUAAAGGUCUUUUUGAUGCCGUUCGCGGUGGCACAGGUGAGGGCGCGGAUUCACUUGCCUCGGCGUUUCUCUUUUAUGGUGUGCCCCCCUCAGGGAAGCAGAAGUAG
Messenger RNA from Trypanosoma rangeli, 7458 nucleotides. RefSeq lists its product as uncharacterized. The coding region runs from base 1 to 7458 and encodes 2485 amino acids. The transcript has a single exon. Lineage: Eukaryota; Euglenozoa; Kinetoplastea; Trypanosomatida; Trypanosomatidae. Gene Ontology annotation, biological process: cilium movement involved in cell motility; axoneme assembly. The record is from RefSeq and is a predicted model, not a curated record.